CGGUGCAGAAACGCGAUCCCGUCCUCCAGUCAACUCGCCACGUCCGAAAAGUGUAGUUCCGAGAACCCUGUUUCAAAAGGGAUAUAUGUCUAAGGAAAGAAGAGAGCUACGAGUAAUUUUGUAAUCAUGAGGGCAUUUUGGAUCGUGCUUCUAAUUAUUCUACUCGAGAUACACAUAUAUAUCACAGUAAGCCAGGCGAAGCAUCAGCAGAAUUCAAGUGCCAAUAAUGCAAUCGCCCCAUUGAAUGCCCCGGAGGGUAAAAAUGAAGAUGUUCUUGAAGGACCAAUUGGAGAGGUGCUUGCUCAAAGUGGUACCACGGCAGUUCUGCCGUGCAAAAUUACCGAUCCUGGAGCUGGAACGAUCACAUGGGUGAGACGGAGGGACAGACAAUUGUUAACUGUCGGUACUAGCACACACUCCAUUGACAAGAGAUUUGUCGUCAGACACUCGAGCACCGACUGGCAACUCACAAUACGCACCGUAACGGUGGACGAUGCCGGCAUCUAUGAAUGUCAGGUAACGUCACAUCCGGUACAGCGAAACUUUGCCCGUCUCAAGAUUACGGAGGCAUAUUCGAUAAUACCAGGUGCACCUGAUCUGCACGUGAAGCAAGGUUCGAACCUCCGUUUGGAAUGCCAACUUAUGGCGGCCACGGAAAAGCCCCUUUAUGUCUUCUGGUAUCGUCAGGGUCGUAUGAUAAAUUACGACGAGGAGCCCGGCGUUGAUGUUAAGCUCACGUCAAGCGGCUCCAUUCUGACGGUGAACAAAACGAAGCUUACGCACGAAGGGAACUAUACGUGCGUACCUAGCAACGCCAAAGCGGCGUUUGUCAUGGUUCACGUGAUCGAAGAGGAGGAGAAACCAGCGGCAAUGCACGGAGGCGACAGAAGGAAUCUCAGCCCGGCAAUUUUGGCGAGCAACUUUCUCGUGUCCCUCCUUGCGGCCGUCAGCUGGAGGAUACCGAGUUUCACGAGCCUUUACCCGACGUGA
Molecule: messenger RNA, 990 nt
Organism: Atta colombica
Lineage: Eukaryota; Metazoa; Arthropoda; Insecta; Hymenoptera; Formicidae
Product: limbic system-associated membrane protein-like
Exons: 6
Coding region: 127-990 (287 amino acids)
Biological process (GO): synapse organization
Cellular component (GO): neuron projection membrane
Source: RefSeq, a predicted model, not a curated record